Molecule: messenger RNA, 220 nt
Organism: Acaulospora morrowiae
Lineage: Eukaryota; Fungi; Glomeromycota; Glomeromycetes; Diversisporales; Acaulosporaceae
Source: the annotation of a GenBank genome assembly
AUUGCAAAAAAUAAUUAAGAGUUAUUCUAAAAUUCCUUCAUUGCACAAGAUUCUUGGAAUCAAAUGGAUCAAAUUGAUUUAUGUGGAAUCUUUUGCCAGAGUCAGGACCCUUUCUCUGUCUGGUAAGUUGUUGCUUAGAUUUGUGGACAGAUUUAUUGUUCAAUGGCCUUACCUCGAACAAAAAUAUCCACAAGCUGAAUACAAGGGUAUUCUUGUAUAA